Molecule: messenger RNA, 1680 nt
Organism: Polyodon spathula (Mississippi paddlefish)
Lineage: Eukaryota; Metazoa; Chordata; Actinopteri; Acipenseriformes; Polyodontidae
Exons: 11
Coding region: 198-1562 (454 amino acids)
Source: RefSeq, a predicted model, not a curated record
GGCUGGCAGGGUGGGUUGCUUAUUGCAAAGUUUAUGUCACCAUUCAACCACAUCCUGUGGCAGAGAGGCCAGGCACCCAACAUCACUUCAGAAAGAGAAGUGUUCGUGUUUACUGUAGACUUGGACCAAACGUAAGUGAGAAGCAAGCGGUCAGAAUUGUGGAAAGUGUUUUCAUACAGGUUGACGGAGGUAAAGUGAUGUUUAAGCAGGCUUCAAAAGACAUUGCCAGUGAGCUGGACCCCUAUGGUAUGUUGGUGCCUGUCCCAGGGGCCAGUGAUUCCUUCAAGUUUGAGCUGCUUUAUCUGGUUAAAAAGGCUGUGUCUCUGUGGCCAUGGAAACCAGUCAAAUACCUGCCAACUGGUGUGAAGUUGGAACAGGUUCUGGUGAAGGGAGACACUGUCGAUAUAGGGCAGAUCAGUCAUUCAGUAGGGACAAUAAGCUCAGCAUCAUCCAGACAUGCUGAAAUCGAAGGGAAGGUCGUUGCAUAUACUGUAGAGACUGAUGGCAAAGCAGGUAUUAGCAUCAAUAGAUCAAUGGCCUCCGUCUGCAUAGAAAAGUUGGAGGUCAGUCUGGAUGAACUGAUGAACAGUUUACACAGAAAGAGGUUUGACAUGUCUCACUGGUUGAUUAAGAAGCUACGUAAACAGAAGGUAGAUGGGUUGUGUCUGGUGAUUGAAUCCAUCCGGGCCAAGAACCAGUUAAAGCUACAAGAGACACAGUCUGCAGAUGGGUCAAUGAAAUUCCGUGCACAGACCACUGUCAAGAUGGGGACCAACAUAAGUGGCACACGAGAAAUCAUGGUGGAUGAGGGUACAAUCCUGGCAUUUAAAGUGUAUGAGCUCUGCAUCUCUGAAGAUGGCAGACUGUGUGGUGCUGCAACACCAACAAAGAAGAAAUGGCCUUUUAUUGAACACGACGGAAUGGCGGACAUUAAGGCUGAAUUUUCAGAUUUUGGAAGCCUGAAGGCCUAUAUUAAAAAGCAGUUCAAUGAGUUUGAUAACCUGGACAAGAUUGCCAGGGUUCAGAUCUGGACACGUCUGUCUGAGCUGCUGCUCCAUCGAGAGGCCCUGGCUGUGCUUGAACAUAUACUGGAAGACAGCAGUGACGGGGAGCCCUCACCUCUAGACUCUCUAGGCGAUAAGGAGAAACAGCCCAUCCAGAAACUUCUGGAGUUUUUGGGGAUCCCAAGCAAUGAUGCAGACGACAGAUGCAAGCUUGUCAAAUCCAUCAGUCUAUUUGUCAGUGCAUUGAAUGCUUUGGAUGAGCAAACUGUGACUAAGAUCUGCACUCUUGACGAGGAAGUUCACAAACAGCAGCUUCAAUUGGUGGAGAGCAUUUUGGACCCGGGGUUGUACAGUACUUGUACAUUGGAGCAGGACUGGACCAAUGAACUGACAGGGGACGGACUGGUACUGGGAAAGGACCUCCUGAUUUCCUGUGGCCUGAAUAUCAAUGAUGACACCAAACCAGGCCUCAACUUUGCACUUUUGACAUCCCAGAAAUCCAGACUCCUAGAUCUUUAUGUGACACUGUGUGGAGUAGAAAGCUUAGUGCCCUGGUGACCAGAACAAGAACAAAAAACUGUUGGUGAAUAACAGGGAACUCUUUGCAUUCAUUACUGUAAUGUAAUAACAUAAGUAACACAUUUAUAUGAAAUUCAAUUAAAACAUUUUAACAAAA